Drosophila grimshawi is the source of this 868-nucleotide messenger RNA. RefSeq names its product proteasome subunit beta type-6 (gene Prosbeta1). Gene Ontology annotation, cellular component: proteasome core complex. The coding region runs from base 106 to 774 and encodes 222 amino acids. Gene Ontology annotation, molecular function: threonine-type endopeptidase activity. The record is from RefSeq and is a predicted model, not a curated record. The transcript has 3 exons. NCBI's taxonomy places the organism in Eukaryota, Metazoa, Arthropoda, Insecta, Diptera, Drosophilidae.
CACCGGUGAGCUGCUAGUCAACACUUGCUAGAAACAAGCCAGUCAUUUUGCUUUGCAUUUCAUUGUACGAAUUACAAAAAGUUGUUUUUAAAAAUCAGAAACAAUAUGGGUCCUGGUUUUGACUUUACCGACACUCCUGUCAGCACUGGCACCACCAUUAUGGCUGUGGAAUUCGAUGGCGGCGUUGUGAUCGGUGCCGAUUCUCGCACCAGCUCGGGCGCCUAUGUUGCCAAUCGUGUCACCGACAAGUUGACCCAAAUUUCAGAUAAGAUCUACUGCUGCCGCAGUGGCUCUGCUGCCGAUACCCAGGCAAUUGCCGACAUUGUAGCCUACUCGCUGAACUAUCACCGGAACCAGACCAGCAAGGAGCCCCUCGUGUGGGAGGCCGCAUCCGAGUUCCGUAACUUUUGCUACAACUAUCGGGAUUCGCUGUUAGCUGGCAUCAUUGUCGCCGGCUGGGAUGAGGAGCGUGGCGGUCAGGUGUACAGUGUGCCACUGGGUGGCAUGUUAACACGCGAAUCUUGCACCAUCGGCGGGUCGGGUUCGAGCUUCAUCUACGGAUUUGUUCGGGAGCAUUAUCGUCCCGGCAUGCCCAAGGAAGAGUGCAUUGAAUUUGUCAAGAAAGCUGUGCAACACGCCAUUUUCCACGAUGGCAGCUCCGGCGGCGUCGUUCGCAUUGGUAUCAUCGACAAGGAUGGCAUUGAGCGUCGUCUGUUCUAUAACACGGAAUCUGGGGAGUCGAAGAUUGCGGGCUCACAAAGCUUUAUAAACUAACUAUAGAAAUUAAUAUGGAAUGGAUUCUAAAUUCAGAUCAGCUUACACUCGUCAAGGAAUAACAAAAAUAAUAAUUUGGUUUUUAUAACUGUAA